UUCCUCAGGUUCUUGUUCCCUUGUAUGGAGAGAGAGGAGUGCUGAGGUGGACGGACUGCAGAGUCGGACUGGGUCGUGUGCCGCACCAGAGGGAGUCCCAACAACAAGUUCUGGGUUUCCAGUCUGAGAGGAACCCGGGAAGCCCCCAGCUCGUGCUUUAAAACUCUGGAUGAUUGAGCUAGUUUAUGUGUUUAGGAAGCAGAUUUUAUUCAUAACUGGCUGGACCAAUCCGGAGUAAAUUUAGUUUUACUCAGGAAAAUGAUGCGGAUGCCUAAAGGCGUCUCUCCCGCACCGGCUCGGCCCCCAGUGGGACUCUCCUGCUCCCAGCAGCAGCAGCAGAAGCUGAAGGUUUUGUCCUCCGCGGGAAUGAAAUCGGACCUGUUCAUCACCGGACUGUCCAGCCCGCCGAUGAGCGCCGUGCCAGCCGGAUACUUCACCCAGAUCGGCAACACGACAGCGGGCGAACAAAGAGCCAACAGCCUGUACUCAACCCCCCAUGGACCCGAGGCUAAACCCGUCAGAUGCUCCUCCGGGCGGCUGCCGGCUAAAAGGAAGCUGGAUCUAGAAGACCCUCUUUACCUGCCAGAGUUUCGCACYCCCAAAGGCAACUGCAGCAUUACAGCAAGGAUACCAAGUCCAUGCACUCCCAAGUCUCCAGGUGAACGGACACGGUACGACACUUCACUGGGCCUCCUGACCAAGAAGUUUGUGGGGCUGAUUGCUGAGUCUGCCGACGGCGUUCUGGAUCUUAACUGGGCCACCGAAGUUCUGGAGGUCCAGAAGAGACGCAUCUACGACAUCACGAACGUCCUAGAGGGAGUCCAACUCAUCCGGAAGAAGUCGAAGAACAACAUCCAGUGGCUAGUGGGCGAUGUUUUCGAAGGCGGUGCUGCUGGAGGAGAAAAGGCURGUGCCCUGAGGAAAGAGCUGGGAGAGCUGGAGCAAGCCGAGCGGUCUCUGGAUGAGCUGAUUCAGUCCAGCACCGUGCAGCUCAAACAACUCACCGAGGUCAAAGACAGCCAGAGGUUGGGCUACGUGACYUACCAGGACAUCCGCUCCAUCGCCAGUCUCCUGGACCAGACGGUCAUCGCUGUCAAAGCUCCAGCUGAGACCAAGCUGGAGGUGCCGGACACAUCUACGGGCUCGUUGCAAAUCUAUUUAAAGAGCAGGAAUGGCCCCAUAGAGGUGUACCUGUGUCCGGAGGAGGGACUCGAAGAUGCGAGCCCCGUUAAGAGUUUAAUCUCGCCUAAAAAGGAAAGCCCUCGAAGCCUCAAGGCACCUGCUGCAACCCCAGCAGCCCKGCAGAGUUCCAGCGUUAAAGAGGAGCCUGUGGAAGCGAGCGUUUCGACAGUGCCCCCUGCCGCCCCCUCAGCCACCCCCGCCGCUUCUUCCCUGCUUGACGUCGAGGGUCUGCUGGGUUUGCCUCCGGGCAUCCUUCAAAUCACAGAGGACCAGCUCCCUGGCACGUCCUUCACGUCAGACCCCAACACCCCCUUUGUCAGCUUUUCUCCUCCCAUAGACCACGACGAUUACCUCUGGAGCCUGGAAGACAGCGAGGGAGUGUCGGACUUCUUCGACACCUACGAUCUGGGAGAUUUUUUGAAGAGUUGACGCAUCAAAAGGAGGUAGAGAUAUUUUAAAGGUGUGCCCUUAUCGGGGCAGGACAUACACUAUGAAGCCAUCACUUGUUUCAGCCAUGCCAGAUGGAGGACCCGUCUCUUUUUUUUUUUUUUGUUCAAGUACAAAUCAUAUGUACACUUUGUAAAGAUGGGUUUUAGAGGGGAGGCUGUCUUUUAAACUACUGAAAAACUUUUAAAAAAUCCUAUAACAGGAGUCAGUGUGCAUAUCAUAUUAUCAGCAGAUAAAAACUGAUGUGGGUGUGAGCCUUUAAUGUGAUUAUCUCAGGACGUAUUUUUCUUCCUUGUAUUCCAAAAUUUGAAAUGAUUGUGCCACCUUUGGACCUCUAGGGGGCAGUGUUGUAUUAAGUCAGCUUUAACUGUCAGGAUUCAUUCACCGAACAGGUGCCAGCUAAAGUUAUUAACCCUUUAAGGAACCAGGUGUGUUUGUACAAUCUGUGUGUUUUUCCCAUUGACCAAACAAAGUUGUGAUUUAACUUUUUUAACUCAACCUUUGUUGCAGCUUAAGCAAAACAAAACUUAAAAAAAAAAACCCUGCUCUUACUGUAUUUAUGAUCAGGUUUGCUCUCGCCUUCUUUAAGCUUUGAAGUCGGGGCACAAACCUGUUUGGUGCUGCACUUUGUGCCCAAAAAAACGCAUCCAAAACCAGGGUGCUUCAGAACGGAUAAUGACUACUUUAUAAUCGGGUCACUCCUUCUGGUUUGGCAGCUUUGUUUUAAAUCUUUCAGCUCCUCAGUUGAUCUGAGUUGACUUUGAUUUACGUUUUGAUUUAGUAGCUGAAGACUACUAUUGUGUUUCUUAGGAAAUAGCCAAAUUAAUUAAAUGCAGCGUCUGAGUUGCAGGUGUGGGUGUGGUUAGAGGAUUGGUUUCCUCUUGUGUUGAAAUUAAAUCUGUUGGUUUAGAAAGAAUAUAAAUGAGGAAUUUGUAUGUUUACUGUUCAAGUUCUAUAGGCCAGUGUAUGCUUUUUUAAUCAUUUGCCCAAAGUUCUAGCAGCUAUUAUCAGUUUGAAUUAAUCUCUUUUUUUUUUUCUCACAAAAAAGUUUUUUAGAAGUUUUUAUAAGAUUUAAAAAAAACUUCAUUCUGAAGUGUUUUUUUUUUUCUGGCUUUCCCUCUUCGCUGCAGAGAUAAGCUAACUGUCCUGUCCUAAUGAAACUUGAAGACGUGUGUUUGCUGGUGUAUUUGACAGCUCUGUAAAUGGGUGUUGUGUAUUGGCGUGUGUGCUUGUGUGUGUUUUGCUGUGUAGAUUUGAUGAUGUAAAUUCAGAAUUUGUAGAAUAUUUUAUUUUUUUGUCCAGUGAGAAUUGUUUUGGUAUUUGUACAUAAAUCAUUUUUGUAUUUAUACCUGUUUUAAUUUUUUUUAAUACGAAUUUUGGACUGUUUUUGUAUGACAUGCAGCACUUACUGGUUUGACAUUGUGUGGGCUGUGUGAAGUUAUUGAAUAAAAGCCAGAGCCAUUGUUUACA
Austrofundulus limnaeus is the source of this 3099-nucleotide messenger RNA. It is a transcript of the gene e2f2, whose product is annotated as E2F transcription factor 2. NCBI's taxonomy places the organism in Eukaryota, Metazoa, Chordata, Actinopteri, Cyprinodontiformes, Rivulidae. Bases 259 to 1611 code for a protein of 450 amino acids. The transcript has 8 exons. Gene Ontology annotation, biological process: regulation of transcription by RNA polymerase II. The record is from RefSeq and is a predicted model, not a curated record. Gene Ontology annotation, molecular function: RNA polymerase II cis-regulatory region sequence-specific DNA binding; DNA-binding transcription factor activity, RNA polymerase II-specific; protein dimerization activity. Gene Ontology annotation, cellular component: RNA polymerase II transcription regulator complex.